UACUACGUCUUCAUAACCCUACUGCAAAAAUCAUGGUGCUAUCUCUUUUCCUAAAAGAAGAAGGGAGACGACAAUGUAUUUUGUAUAGGUGCUUUAACAAUGGGGACUUACGAUGCUUAAUCGGACGUUUCAGAGACCCGUUUUUAAAAUAAGCUAAUACGAGCUGUUAUUUUAAAUUUUAACGUAAAUAGUACAAAGAUAUCGAACUUAUUUUUGCAAAGAGCGUACUAAUUUAUUUUUAUAGCCGCCUGUAACGCUAGUGAGAUCGGAGCUUGCGCGUAAAAAGGAGAAUUUAGCUUGAAUCCUGGCUAUUUAGUGUAAUAUAUUGGAGCGAGAUUGUGUUAUCGUGGAUCGUGGGUAGGUUUACGGGGAAAACAAUGAGAACCGGUGUCGUAAAGCAUUGGUAUCUGGUUAUUUGGUUGCGGGUGUAGGGACGUGUAGUGCUGCGGUAGUGAUGUGCGAGGACAAGGAAGAGGCCCGCAGUGAGGCAGAGGCGGCGGGUCCGAGCCCUCGAAGGUUGUGCUGGCCACGCCGCCCGCCCGCGCCCCUGCCUGACACCAGGGGGCUCUGCUGCGCCAAGCUGCUUCGGAAGAAUGGGAAGGCUAAAAAGGUGCUGAUGUUCCCGGAGGAGGGGUGGGCGCGCAGUGCGUCCUCCUCCUACUGGACUCUGCAGCCUUGCUGGUGGCGCCGCUCGCGCUGCAAGGUCAUCGAGGUCGCCGGUACUAAGAGGCACAGCACUCAAGCGCGGAUGGUCAUCAGCGGAGCUAAUGCGGUUUACAUUGUUGGCACCUUCAAGCAUCUUGGUACAGAUUCUGAUUUUAAGUUAUACCUGACGACGAACGUAACUCAAGCUGACUUCAACAUGGGGUAUACAAUGACAGGCACGCUGGAGCGCGGCAGCCGGGCCACUAACACCUUUCAAGUGACGCACUUCGCGGUACUCCGCCGCUGCGACCACGAGUCACAUCAUCUUAAGACAUCAUAAUUUUAACUCCUACUAAACUAACCUAAUAACGUAAACAUCAUACUAUAGUGCCACAACAUAAAUGGCUCGGUGGACAAAAGUGGAACUAAAAUAGAAUAGCUCUAAGCGCCCCCUGUCAAUGUCAAAAAACUGCCACAAGACCCUUGUUUCACUGUCUUGUCGUAUCUUAAGAGUCAUUUUCUAUGCCUAAGAACGUUUUUCGUGUUUAUGAAAGAACUAAUCUCAAUAACAGCGCCAACGAGCCAUUAUAAGUUUGUGAGAUCAUUACAAAACUCUUCAUUUUAUUGUUAAUAUACCAGGAAGUUAUGAAUCUCGAACUAUUUUCUUAUUUUCUAUACGGAAUCAGUUUACUAAUUGCAAUUUAAAAGCUACCUUUCCGAUGGUUGACCUUACGGUUGAAUUUUUAACAUAAUACUUGUAUAUUAAAAUUUCUAAUUUAAAAUGUUUGUAAUUGAUAUUAAAUUGUAAUUAAUUUUGAAAAGAUUUCAAAAUUGUGCUAGUCAUUUAGGCUAUAAAUAUUGCAAAGCGAUAAUGUGAUCUAAAAAAAUCAUUCGUAGUGGUAGUUGUAGUGUAGACUAUAAAUUCUUAGUAGAUUCCUUGUAUUCUAAACCAUGGGUAGUGUUAGAAAGUGUAACUAAUAUUUAUAAAAAGUACUAGGCGAGCAGAAUUACUUAGAGGCAACUUCACACGGUUUACGUCCCUAUGGAGCGAGCCAAAAAGAUACAAGUUCGUUGUAGCCACGCUGGGUUUACUAUGUUUACUUUUGGUUAUAGUACGAGAAAAGCCUCAUGACGUCAUAGCUGUCAAGUCUCAUAUUAUUAGACAAUUUAGUAGAUCCUUCGAAUUGGAGAUGUAUUAGUAUUUUUUAUUAAUCCCAAGUAGCUUAUUGUAGAAUUGAUAGAUAACAUUGUAAUUAUUUGUACUACGUGUUAAUUUAUAAGGGUAGGGUAAUUUAAUGUUGUAAUAAGGGAAAAAGAGUCAUAAGUACCUGCUUGAUGUAUUAAUAGGCUGGUGUUAUUCCAGUGUUACUGUAAAUUAUCGCCCGGUUUUUGUCAUGUCAAACUAAUAUUCGACUAAUACGCCUAAGGCUUUUCGUACACAAAACCAGUCACUCGCUUCGUGUUUGUCUCUUGACAUCCUGAUCUUCGUUAGAAAAGUCGAUAGGAUUUUAAAAAUGGCGUAAAUAAACAACCAUGUAGUCGCUAUACCUGAAGUGAACAACCACCAAAUACGUCGAUAAUUUAUCGCUGUGUGAGCGAAGCGCGCGCUAUGCGAUAAUAGCGAUGGAAUUAUACAAUACUAAUUUUACGUUGCUUUGUGUACGAAGGGUCUAACUGUGAGUUUUGAGGACAACAAUAUAUGGCACUAUAAGUUUAAUCAUAAAUGAAAUUGAUUGACCUUCCAGAAACCGGGUGUAAGUAGCCUAUCGUGUUAUGAAAGGAUGUUUUUAUAUUAAUUUAAUAAUGGCUGUGAGCGUGAUUGAGUUCGACGCUUCGAUGGAUAAAAUGAAUAUGAUAUAAGUAAUAAUUUAUCGACCAUGACCGCUCUUGAGCCGCGAAUACGAGCGCUUUUGAGCUUCAUAUGUUAACUUGAAUACGUUUUCUUCGAAAUCUUUUGAUUAGAUUAAUGCAUUGUCUAUUCUUUAUGGAGUUAAAUGUAACGCUGUAUUUUACCAAUUUAUUAGUAAUGUGAAAAUAAAAUAAGUGAAGAUCGAUUAACAUUUACUAUUAACCUAUUUUACUACUACUUUGUAAUACAUGUCUAAAUAUUAUCUAAAACUAACACAAACGUCCAGUAUCGCACUCCCUCCAGCGUUUAUAGACAUAUUUUGUAUAUAUCUAGGAUUAUAUACUAAGCACCUAAUCCAUACCUCAAGAUACCUAAUCCAGGCAAUGCCAGUAAAGCCUCUCAAAGGCAUCGAUUGAUUACUUCUUAAAUAUCCGCGUGAACAAACGCGCUAAUUCUGUUAGAUUUCAUAAUAUUCCAGUUUUAACACAAACGAUUGUACGUGUCAUUUAAAAUACUAAGGGUCUGUCCCACCAUAUUAUAAAUUGUCUGAUACAAUAAAACGUGUCAAAUGGUAACAUCGAAAUGUCAGUUUUGGUUUCCUUAUAUGAGAGUGACGUCAUUUUUAAGCUAUUUGAGCCUCUAUUAGCCAGUUGUGGGACAAGCCCUAAGUCUUCAUUAUUUUUUUUCCUUUUACUGAACAUGGUAUCUGGAGGUAUAUGUUUAGAUUCCUAGAAGCUUUGUAUUUACACGCUUGUAGAUUCGACGCACCCUUUAAUUCUUUUUUGUUACUUUUUGUACUUUUUAUAACGUUAGAUUUAUUGAAUAAAUUUAUAUGUAUUUUCAUUUUAAGUAAAAGUACAUUUUUAUUGAACGUAAAGUAUUGUAAGCAUCGGUUGUGAUUUAGUACAUUUUUUAGCGUAGUGUUUCAAUACUCAUUUAAGCUUCCAGUAGAUUUUUCAUCUUCGUCACUAAUGUGUGUUAGUAUGUAAUAUGUAAUAUGGGAAGAGAUCUAAAGGACGUCGCCCUAUGCGUUGGACGGACCAAAUAUGCACCACUCUCAACACAACCAUUCAUAACGCCAUACAUGUCGCAGAGAAUCGCACAGAAUGGAGAAACACCCUUCGAGAGAGAGCCAAGGAGAGUGGUCGCGACCCUCAGGAAUGAGGAAACGAUCCGGAGAGAGAGAGAGAGAUGUAAUAUGUAGUUGUGAUUUAUCAAUAGUCAAAGUUGAUGAAAUCGUCUACUAUCAGUACUAAUAACUAGACACAUUUCUAUCCUUCCAGGUGAAUUAAAAUAAAUCAGCGAUCAGCAAUCUAAAUAACUUUUAGCGACUUUAGAGUCUUCUUUUACUGUCUUUGUUUUAAUUUUUUCUUUAAUAUAUGUACCCUAAUUUAUUGUUGUAAUUAACGAAAAAGCUAUUUGAUUCAACGUUUGUUAUUAAAAAAGAAAAAAAAGAUUUUGUUUUUAAU
This is a messenger RNA of Papilio polytes (common Mormon), 3963 nucleotides long. RefSeq lists its product as uncharacterized. The record is from RefSeq and is a predicted model, not a curated record. NCBI's taxonomy places the organism in Eukaryota, Metazoa, Arthropoda, Insecta, Lepidoptera, Papilionidae. The transcript has 5 exons. Bases 455 to 985 code for a protein of 176 amino acids.